CCGAGCUGCGGCUGCGGCAGCAGCACCGCGGGGACGCGGCGGCGGCGGGGACACGGCCCGGCUCAGGGCAAGGGGGUUUGCUACAGCCACACCGGGAGGUGCCGGGAUAAAGGCGGAUCUCAGCCCCGGUGCCCAGCGUCACCCGCUGUUCUCCGCCCGCCCGGGCGCCGCUGUGGGGAUGGAGGAGGGACGGCGGCGGGCGCAGCGCUGGGCUUGUGGCUCUGGGGAUCCUCGGCUCUGCCUUGGCGCUGAGGUGUGCUGACCAUGCUGCCGCUGAUCCCGCCCGUCUCCGAGACCCCUCUGGAGGAGCAGUUUUAGGGUUUGCUCUGCAGAUCCAUGGACCUGGACCCCCAUGCCAGCAUGCAGGUGGGGAUGAGGGUAGUCCGUGGAGUGGACUGGAAGUGGGGCAGCCAGGACAGCGGCGAGGGCAACGUGGGCACCGUGGUGGAGAUCGGCCGCACGGGCAGCCCCACCACGCCCGACAAGACCGUGGUGGUGCAGUGGGAUCAGGGCAACAGAACCAACUACCGCACGGGCUUCCAGGGGGCCUACGACCUGCUGCUCUAUGACAACGCCCAGAUAGGUGUCCGUCACCCCAACAUCAUCUGUGACUGCUGCAAGAAGCACGGCAUCCGAGGCAUGAGGUGGAAAUGCAAAAUGUGCUUUGACUACGACCUGUGCACCCAGUGCUACAUGAACAACAAGCACGACCUGUCCCACUCCUUCGAGCGCUACGAGACCGCUCAUUCCCAGCCGGUCCUCGUGAGCCCUCGCCAGAAUCUGACUCGCAUCACGUUAAAAGGGACUUUCCAGGGGGCUAAAGUGGUCCGUGGGCCUGACUGGGAGUGGGGUAACCAGGAUGGGGGUGAGGGCAAGACCGGCCGCGUGGUCGAUAUCCGCGGCUGGGACGUGGAGACCGGCCGCAGCGUCGCCAGCGUCACCUGGGCAGAUGGCACCACCAACGUCUACAGGGUGGGCCACAAGGGAAAAGUGGACCUCAAAUGUACUGUGGAGGCUUCUGGGGGCUUCUACUACAAGGAGCACCUCCCAAAAUUAGGGAAACCAGCUGAGCUGCAGAGGAAGGAGAGCACAGACAGGCAUCCCUUCCAGCACGGGGACAAGGUGAAGUGCCUGCUGGACAUCGACAUCCUGCGGGAGAUGCAGGAGGGCCACGGGGGCUGGAAUCCCAAAAUGGCUGAGUUCAUUGGGCAGACAGGGACCGUGCACAGGAUCACGGACAGAGGGGACGUGAGGGUCCAGUUCAACCCUGAGACCCGCUGGACUUUCCACCCUGGAGCCCUGACCAAGCUCAACACCUUUUGGGUUGGUGAUGUGGUCCGGGUGAUAGAUGAUAUGGAAACAGUGAAGCGGUUCCAACCUGGUCAUGGGGAGUGGACAGAUGAGAUGGCACCUACCCUGGGGCACAUUGGGAAGGUGAUCAAGGUCUAUGGGGAUGGAGAUCUGCGAGUGUCAGUGGGGGGACAGUCCUGGACCUUCAACCCUGCCUGCCUGACAGCCUACCAGAGGGAGGAGGAGGCCAACCUGAUGACCACAGACAGUGCCAAGGAGUCCAAAAGUACUUUGGUGACUGUCCUGGAGAAGCUGCUGUCCCAGAGGACAGAGUCAGAGCAUGCAGGGUGCCUGGUCAUUUGUGCAGCCCUCAACAACGCAGCUAAAAUCCGGGAGCUCCUCCAGAAAUACCCAGACAAGGUGGAUGCCAAGAACCAGGGCAGGACUGCCCUGCAGAUUGCCUCUUACCAGGGGCACCUGGAGGUGGUGAAGGCUCUGCUGCAGGCACACGCCAACGUCGACCUGCGUGACGACGAGGGGGACACGGCGCUGCACUACGCAGCCUUUGGAAACCAAGCUGAAGUUGCCCGUGUGCUGCUGGCCAAGGGGGCCAGUGCAGACCUGCUGAACAAUGCCAAGUGCACAGCCCUGUUCGUCGCUGUCAGCCAAGGCUUCACCGAGGUGGUGAGAGCCCUCUGUGAGCUCAACUGUGAUGUCAACCUCCCAGAUUCCCGGGGAGACACCCCCCUGCAUUAUGCUAUCACCAUGGACUACAAAGUCGUGAUUGAGAUUCUCACUGAAGUUCCCAACAUCGAUUUCACUGUCCAGAACUGUCAAGGCUUCAACCUGCUCCACUAUUCUGCCCUGAAAGGCAACAAGCUAGCUAUAAAAAAGAUUCUGGCCAGGGCUCGACAGCUGGUGGACUCCAAAAAGGAAGAUGGAUUCACUGCCCUGCACCUUGCUGCUCUCAACAACCACUUGGAAGUGGCUGAAAUUCUCAUCAAAGAGAACAGGGUGUUAUUGUCUGACAAAUCAGUCUGUCACCCUGCAGCAGCUGCUCAGCAGCUCUGUGGGGCCUCCAACUUCUUCCUUUCAGAGAAAUUCAUGCCCAUUUCUCUGAUUUGUAGGGAUAAUCACCAACUGCAGGCUUCUGGCUUGCUGGGAAAUGUGGAGCUGAACGUUGGGACUGCCAUUGCCUGCUACUUAGCACAAGAAGGAGCAGAUAUUAAUUAUGCAAAUCAUCGGGGAAAGUCUCCUUUGGACCUCAUCACAGAUGGAAGAAUUGUCCAGAUUGUCAAAGACUUCUCACAGAAAUUCAGGGAUCAGCAGGUUUCUUCUGAGAGCUCAACCAUCACCUGCAGCCUUCGCCGUGUGCACACCACGCCCAACACCAUGACCAACCUCAGUGUGUCCAGCGUGGCAGUGCCCACAGAGUGCCUGGUCUGCUCAGAGCUGGCCUUGCUCAUCCAUUUCUUCCCAUGCCAGCACAGUAUUGUGUGUGAAGAAUGCUCCAGGAGGAUGAAGAAGUGCAUCAAAUGUCAAGUGACAAUUACCAAAAAGCUGAAACAAGACAGCACGGAGGUGGAGUGCAGCCCCAGCUCGGAGUGCACGGAGCAGAGGAAGCUGAUGGAGGAGCUGCAGAGCCGCUACCGGCAGAUGGAGGAGAGGAUCACCUGCCCCAUCUGCAUCGACGACCAGAUCAAGCUGGUGUUCCAGUGCGGGCACGGCUCGUGCCCAGACUGCAGCACGGCGCUGACCGUGUGCCCCAUCUGCCGCCAGGCCAUCCGCGAGAGGAUCCACAUCUUCGUCUGAGGGUGCUCCUCCACCCCCAUCUGCCUCCAGGACAUCCAGGACAGGAUCCACAUCUUCCUCUGAGGAUGCUCUUCCUCCCUGUGCCCCAUCUGCCUGGGAGAGGAUCCACAUCUUCGUCUGAGGAUGCUCCUCCACCCCCAUCUGCCUCCAGGCCAGCCGAGGGAGUAUCCACAUCUUGGCUGAGGAUGCUGCUCCUCCCUGUGCCCCAUCUGCCUCCAGGCCAUCUGCAAGAGGAUCCACAUCUUCGUCUGAGGGUGCUCCUCCACCCCCAUCUGCCUCCAGGCCAUCCAGGAGAGGAUCCACAUCUUCCUCUGAGGAUGCUGCUCCUCCCCUGCCCUGACUGAGUCCCAUCUGCCCGGGAGAGGAUCUACAUCUUCAUCUGAGGAUGCUCCUCCCUGGCCCUGACCCCAUCUGCUGCCAGGCCAUCCAGAAGAGGAUCCACAUCUUCGAGGAUCCACAUCUUCAUCUGAGGAUGCUGCUCCACCCCCAUCUGCCUCCAGACCAUCCAGGAGAGGAUCCAUGCUGCUCCUCCCCGUGCCCUGUCUGCCCAGGACAGGAUCCACAUCUUCCUCUGAGGAUGCUGCUCCUCCCUGUGUCCCAUCUGCCCGGGAGAGGAUCCCCAUCUUGGCUGAGGAUGCUGCUCCUCCCCGGCGCCAGCCCUGCUGUGCUUCCUCCCUCCGCAGGGGUUUGGCUCCCUGGGAAAAGGAGGGAAGCAAAGGAGGGAUGUGCCAGGGGAGGAGGAAGAGGAGGAGGAGAAGGAGGAGUCCCCUCUGGGGUGUCCCAGGGAAGGGACAGUCCCUCCCUCACGUGUGCUGCUCAUCCACCACCACUGGACUGACCAUGCUUCAGAGCUGGGCUGGGCACAUCCUGGGGUGCUCCAGAGCUGAGCAGAUCCUGGGGUGUUCCAGAGCUGAGCAGAUCCUGGGAUGCUCCAGAGCUGAGCAGAUCCUGGAAUGUUCCAGAGAUGAACAGAUCCUGGGAUGCUCCAGAGCUGGGCAGAUCCCUGGAAUGUUCCAGAGAUGAACAGAUCCUGGGAUGCUCCAGAGCUGAACAGAUCCUGGGAUGCUCCAGAGCUGAGCAGAUCCUGGAAUGUUCCAGAGCUGAGCAGAUCCUGGGAUGCUCCAGAGCUGAGCAGAUCCUGGAAUGUUCCAGAGAUGAACAGAUCCUGGGAUGCUCCAGAGCUGGGCAGAUCCCUGGAAUGUUCCAGAGAUGAACAGAUCCUGGGAUGCUCCAGAGCUGGGCUGAGCAGAUCCUGGGGUGUUCCAGAGGCAUCCAGGAGAGCUCCCAGCUCCCGAGGAGGUCCAGGACCAGCUGUCCCAGGUGCCAGGGACAGGGAGGGAUGUCCCCAAGCCCCUGUGCACCCCUGGGGCUCAGCAGCCCAGCUGGAUGUCAGGAGUCCUAAAGACAGAGCGUGUGCCUUAGAGAAAAAGUAGUGAACACUGAUUGGAGAAAAUCUGUUAAAACAAAUAUUUCUGACCUCUAAGUGACACUCUUCUUCUUCUUCUUCUUCUUCUUCUUCUUCCAUAUUUUAUUUUAUUUUUUUGGCAGAGCCGUGUGUUCAGAGACUCCUGAGCUUUCUAUCCAUAAUGCCAAAGGCAGGUGUUAAAUACUCCAAUCAAAGUGUAAAGAAAAUAAAUAGUAAUAAUUAAGAUACGAGGGGGAGGAGGAAAAAAAAAAAAAAAAAAAAGGGAUUUCAUUUUUGUUUCUUUGUUUUGCAGCAAAACUUAAUAAAAUAAAAAUAUAUAUUUUCCUGAGCAUUAAAAAUGAAUGUACAAACAGUAGCUGUAUUGUUUUCCAGCUGAGUGGAGAAUUAUUACCACUCAGUCAUCCUGUAAAGUAAAUUUUGGUGGAAGUGUGGCUGUUUAUCUGGGGUCUGGUGAUACAGUGGUGCCCAAACCCCCUGUUUGUUACAUAUUGGAAGCAAUAUUUAAACAAACAAAGCAAAACAAAAAUUCCAGUG
Molecule: messenger RNA, 5062 nt
Organism: Pyrgilauda ruficollis (rufous-necked snowfinch)
Lineage: Eukaryota; Metazoa; Chordata; Aves; Passeriformes; Passeridae
Gene: MIB2
Product: MIB E3 ubiquitin protein ligase 2
Exons: 21
Coding region: 337-3102 (921 amino acids)
Biological process (GO): protein ubiquitination
Cellular component (GO): cytoplasm
Molecular function (GO): ubiquitin-protein transferase activity; zinc ion binding; protein binding
Source: RefSeq, a predicted model, not a curated record